AUACAUAUACUGCAGCACAGUCUAAACAUUGUCCUUGGUUAGCUGUGAGAGGUGAUGUGCUAAGGGGACAUGGGGCUUCUCCACGAUGAGGCAAAAAAUCUCCCUCCGCCGGGGAUCGUAAACAGGAACUCGAUAUGGCUCGGGUUUACCGGCUGGGCCACAGCGAUGCUGCAUAACGCGAUUAACCGGAGACCUGCGAUUAAAGCGGGUGUUCACCGACAAGCAUUGUUCAUAACCAUCGGCUGGGUCCUCGGCUACCAUUUAACCAAGGUUGAAAAUUACAAAUACGCUAAGGUGGACAGAGAUAUGAAAGAAUACAUCCGAAUGCACCCUGUAGAGUUUCCAGAGACAGAUAAGAAGACUUUCUCAGAGAUCGUAGAGCCAUUCCACCCAAUCCGCUGAGAAAAACUGCUUUUCACUGACUCGAAGAAUAUGUGAAAAGCAAUGUGGAAGCCCUCUUCAAUCUACCAUGUUAUUAAACUGUAUAAGACAUGAUUUAUUCAUUAUUUUGUUUCUAAUAUUUGAUUAAAGUAUUAAAAAUGCACAAACUGCAU
Clarias gariepinus (North African catfish) is the source of this 554-nucleotide messenger RNA. It is a transcript of the gene ndufc2, whose product is annotated as NADH:ubiquinone oxidoreductase subunit C2. Lineage: Eukaryota; Metazoa; Chordata; Actinopteri; Siluriformes; Clariidae. Gene Ontology annotation, cellular component: mitochondrial inner membrane. Bases 70 to 402 code for a protein of 110 amino acids. The record is from RefSeq and is a predicted model, not a curated record. Gene Ontology annotation, biological process: mitochondrial electron transport, NADH to ubiquinone. The transcript has 3 exons.